This is a messenger RNA of Naumovozyma dairenensis CBS 421, 504 nucleotides long. RefSeq lists its product as uncharacterized. The coding region runs from base 1 to 504 and encodes 167 amino acids. The transcript has a single exon. NCBI's taxonomy places the organism in Eukaryota, Fungi, Ascomycota, Saccharomycetes, Saccharomycetales, Saccharomycetaceae. The record is from RefSeq and is a predicted model, not a curated record.
AUGGACAGGUCUAAUAAUAGUACAGUACACGUUAAAAAAAUUAAUACCGGAAGGGACAAUCUUAUUUCCCACUUGGUUCAUUUCCCUUUUUUGGAUAUUAUCAACAGUCUCAGUUUUCUCGAAGACAAAAGUCAGUGUAAACGUAACUUUCUUCGAGGAAUAAAAAACCGGUAUGAACGUUCCUUGAGGACAAUAUCACUUCUGUUUUUACUAGUUUGGGUAAUAAAAUUGGAACUAAUUGAAAUCCUCUGGGUGAAAGGAAAAAAAAAAAAACUCGAAAAAUUAAUUAUAGUAGCAUGGCCUCUGCGGGCCCCUCUGUGGAACUAUUUUUUACCGGGGUUCACAACAGAAAUACGUCAUUUUUUCUCGGUGGGUGCUGCAUUAAUAUUAGCAGCACCCAGCCACCACAGUCACCAGCUUAACAGCCACAUUCUUUCUCCGAGGAAAUAUCCCUCCCUUUCCCUGUCUCCCUUGAUCCCUGCAUAUUUCUUUGUCCUUAUGUAA